AAGCAGCUCUAGAUUUGUUACUUGGGUAGUGUAAGGCGGUAAUGACGGCCGCUAGUAGCGGCGACCCUGGAGGGUCAAGGGAACAAUGGCCAAGGUUAGGAAAUUCAACGCGUGAAUUUGGUUCACUGUCAUACCUUCUGUUAACCAGUAAGGAUACAGAAAAACCUUUAAAGUCGGAUCCUUUCAUUGUUGGAAAGUCGGUAGAAGAUGCUGCAGGAGGGUCAAUUGAAGGAGCAUCGACAGAAGCUCAAGGAACUCGAUACACGCUCAGAGUAAGAAAUCAAGUCCAGGUUAAUAAGCUACUUAAGUUGUCCACUCUUUUGGAUGGUACUGAGGUAGUCGUUCAGCUGCAUCCCAACUUGAAUGUGAGCCGUUGCGUUAUUUCGUGCUUUGAGGCGAUCCGCAUGGAGGAGAAGGACGUCCUACUUGGUCUCAUUAGCCAGGGGGUCAUCCGAGUCCAGCGAAUCACUCGCAAAGAGCACGGUAAACCAGUCAACACGUCAGCCCUGAUCCUUACGUUUAACAGGAGCAACUUCCCGUCGCAUGUUAAAAUUGGUGUCCUCCGUGUCGCUACCCGUCCGUACUACCCUAAUCCUCUCUUGUGCUAUGGUUGUGUCCGAUACGGCCAUCCCCGUGUCCGAUGUCCUGGUCCGAAACGUUGCCUUAACUGUUCUGCCGAUCAUGAACUGGCGGAGGAUGAACAGUGUGCAGCAGCUGCCCACUGCAUCAAUUGUGGUGGACCUCAUCGUCCGAACAACCGUCAAUGCCCGGUUUAUAAGAAGGAAGUGGAAGUGAUCCGUCUAAAAGUGGAUCAUAAUCUGACGUACCCUGAAGCACGCAAGCGAGUCGAAACAGGGACAGGAAGUUACGCCGCAGCUGCAGCCCAGCAGACUGCCGACCGGAAAAAAUUGGAGGAACUGGAGAAGAAAAUGGAGGAGAAAGACGCCCAAAUUGCUCAACUUCUUGAAGUGAUGAAGAAGAAGGACGAAAAGAUCGACAAAUUAUUGGGACACAUUAAACUGAUUCGAACACCGCAAGUUCAACAAACCCCGCUAGCUCAGCCGAGUAAACCGAUCCAUCCUUCUGAAAGUCAAUCGAACCAAGCAAUCGAUUCGAACCUGCAUUCUCAACUCAUGAGAAAAUCCGGAGAAUCGCAGAUAGGCACACCGUCGAUGCAUCUCAGAAGUAGAUCGCCAGCGACAACGGAAUCUAAACACAACAAGAAGAAGAAAAGGCAUGACAGGAGCAACAACACCUCACCCGGCCGACAAAGCCCACCGCUGAAGAAGCCCGUUGAAAAAACACCGACAUCCGACCAGGAAACGAUAAGCGUCGACGAGGAUGAGAUCGAAGAGACGCCCCCUAGUCAGCAUCUUCGAUAAGAUUCAUUCCUCCAAACGUUUACCGACCAGCAAUACUUACCGGACAAGCGAAACGGACAACGACAUCGAUCGACUUGAAGGGAGGGAAAGUGUAGUACCCCCUUCACUCUCACAGGAGAGAGCGCAGCAGGCUGGAGGAUCCAUCCGGGACGUCUUACCCCAACCCGUUGAUGGAGAAUCCCCCUCUGCGGUCGAUUAUGAAACAUUAGAGCAACAUACCACUUACCUACCUACCAUAAUACCACCUCGAUAUCACUCGCUUACAUCCAAUACACCCA
Molecule: messenger RNA, 1660 nt
Organism: Ochlerotatus camptorhynchus
Lineage: Eukaryota; Metazoa; Arthropoda; Insecta; Diptera; Culicidae
Exons: 2
Coding region: 42-1382 (446 amino acids)
Source: RefSeq, a predicted model, not a curated record